Messenger RNA from Colletotrichum fioriniae, 1443 nucleotides. RefSeq lists its product as uncharacterized. The record is from RefSeq and is a predicted model, not a curated record. Lineage: Eukaryota; Fungi; Ascomycota; Sordariomycetes; Glomerellales; Glomerellaceae.
AUGGCUCGAAAUGCUUUGGUCCUCUUAUCGGGCCUGUUGUUGCCAGUCCUGGGCGCAGUCCUGAGCGCCCCAGAGCCGGUAUCAAAUUCUGUUGUCCAGAAGCGAGAUCUCUCUGGAUCUUCCUACGUCUGGCUCAAUGACAACACUGGUACUCCACAGCAUAUGGCUUCUGGUGUCCUACUUGGCAUCCCAAGCAACCCCGACCAGAUACCCGACCACUGGCUAUCUGACAUCAAGUUCUGGAACAUGAGAUCUGGUGGCUCCCAGCUAGCCGAGCCCCGUCGUGGAUGGACACGAGGGCUGAACGAGUUCAUGGGUCGCUACGAGUAUCUCAAGUCUGCCUACCAGGUCACGCGCCGCCACGGGGGAAAUUUCCAAAUCAUGAUCCAUGACAUGUGGGGGACUGAUUCGUAUUCGAGUUUCGCCGAGACGCCGAUGCCGGGGGACGGAGGGAGCUAUGAAGACUUUGACAACUUCCUUGACACCUUUUUUGCGCUGCUGAAACAAGAUGGCAUGGUCGACAACAUUUGGUGGGACCUUUGGAACGAGAUUGACAAUGUUGACUUCCUCGAUCGAGGAAUAGACAGAUGGCUAGAGUACUGGGGUCAUGCAUACCAUAAGAUCAUGAGGGACUUUCCCAAUGCCAAGGUCAUUGGGCCGUCAUACGGUCAUCUGCCCAAUUUUUCGCAAGGCGUCGAACAAUAUUUCUCACGCUGGGCCGAGUUCAUAAAAUCCAACAAUUCUAUCCCAGACCAGAUCAGUCUUCAUUUCCUUUACGGAAACGGAGACUUGACUACCUCGCUCGACAGUUACCGUCAGUAUUUGAACGCUGCUGGUGUCGACUUUCAGGGUAUCUGGAACGUCCAGGAGUACGGCCACCCGGACCAGCAGGUUCCAUCCGGUCUCAUAUGGAACAUUGGUCAGCUGGAGCGACACAACGUGCCAGGUCUCCGGGCCAAUUGGCUAGGCGGUCAGGAACUCAACGACUAUCUGGCAUACCUCCUCGGAAAAGACAAGACUGGUGCCAAUUAUGACAUGUAUGACACUAGUUAUCGGCCUGCUCGUGAGUACCCGGUGUAUGUCUACUAUGCCCAGAGCAUGACGGGGUAUCGUGUGCGCACCGAGAUGUCUGAGGACACGCUUGUGGAUACGUACGCUACCGUCGACCCCAGCCAGCGAGUAGUGCGUAUCUUGGCUGGAUGUCGUCCAAACACUGGCGUCUGGUUUGUCAAGAUUGGCGGACUGAGCGCCCUUGGUCUUCCUGAAUCUGGGUCACUGCCUAUCAAAGCGAUCCGAUUCAACACAGCUCCGGGUCGAUUUGAUCGUGUCGCCGAACCUGAUGAUCUCGGCUACACCAACUAUAACUAUGGAGAUGGUAUCGUUACCGUCGCUGUCUAUCAGAAUGAUCCAGACGUCGGCUUUGCUUUCGAGUUCUCGUACUGA